CCCACCACCUCCUCUUUGACCGACGCAGUCGUUUCGCUUGGAAUUACCAAAACCACCACCGUUCUUGUUCACAGCGCUGAUGCCCUAGCCUCAACCACCGUCACCCAAGCACUGCCUCCUGUUAGCGCAAUUGUCGCUGAAACUCCAGCUAGCAAAUUGACUUUACACUCCUCAGUCACCCCACCCAGCCACAACUCUCAGAUUGUAGUUGCUGACGAUCAGACUCAAGCUCCGAGCCAAACGACCUCUUUCAAUAACAAUAGCCCCAUUGAAGUGCAUGAACCGUUGUCGACUUCAUCCGCUGACGAUGCCACUGCCACCACUACUGCAAUCUUACCUACUGCUGAUCAAACUAUAGCAGACCUCCAUCCUCACUCUGAUCCUCGAUCACACCGUGAUUUUGCUGGUCAUCAAAUCUCAUCUUCCCCAAUCUCUGACAACAUGAUUGCUCCAUCAGACCUUACAACUCACCCUUCACCUACCCCUUUAAGGACAGCCACCCGACCUGAACCAAUCCCUGAUCCUCUUCCUACUUCAGUCCACCCAACUUCCCAAAACUGCCCUGACAACCUUGAUGUAGCUGAAGUAGUAUCCCUAGCUGUUGAAAAAGAUGAUGGAGCUCUUAUUGAAACCCAACUAGCUCCGGAAUAUUCAAGCACAACUAUAGAAUACUACAACAACCUUGAUGAUUACCUCAAACUCUCUGGUGUAAAUGAGACCAAGAAAAAGAAGAAGAAUAAAAAGAAGAAGACAACCAUUAAUUCUGGAUCUGACUUCUCCACCACUUCAUCUCCCCAACUUGUUGACACCCCCAAUACUUCCACCAAAUUAUUACCAUCACCGCCUGUUAAUGAACCAACCGCUGCCAUAGGGGCCUUGUCUAUUAUUAGGGAAGAAGCCUUGGCUGCUCUGGAAAGAAAGGGCGACCCCCGCUACCGCCCAAUUGAAGAUUCAGAGUUUAUUGGAUUAGAUGAAUGCAAUGACAGCCCGACUUCAACUCCCAACAACCCUACUUCAGCUCCCGACAACCCAAUUUUAUUUUAUGUUUGAUACCUUCACCCUCUGUCCCCUACACCUAUCCUCCAACCUUCCUCACCUCCCAGUAGUCUCCUUUCUAUAUUAACUCCAUUUUUCCCCAAUCUCCCUGAGUUUUCCUUCCCAAAUCAGCCACCACCCCUGAACUCUUCUACAAAUCUCCUGCUUACUUUCCUAUUUUUUCUCUGUCCUUGCUGCUGUUAAUUUUCCCUUUCUUUAUUUUCUUUUAUAGGAGGGGAGACUGUAAGCCCUGCUCCUCACAGGCUUACACAAACCUGUCACAAGAUUACAUAAGCCUGUUUUCACCUUGUAUUUAGUCUCACCCUUCUCCUUUACCUAGACAGCAGAGAUUCUUCUCUCUGGUCUAGGUAAGUACCCUUUCUUCCUUCCUUCUCUUCUCAUUUCCUUUCCUCACUCUCCUUCACUUGUAUAUACUAAUGAGAGAUUCUUCUCUCUGGUCUAGACUGAAAUAAAACCCACUUUGGUACUAGAA
Molecule: messenger RNA, 1528 nt
Organism: Puccinia graminis f. sp. tritici CRL 75-36-700-3
Lineage: Eukaryota; Fungi; Basidiomycota; Pucciniomycetes; Pucciniales; Pucciniaceae
Exons: 1
Coding region: 442-1050 (202 amino acids)
Source: RefSeq, a predicted model, not a curated record